ACAAUAAACAGGACUGAAGUGAUAGUAAGCUUAUAAAACAUACCCACAACCCUCUUGCCUUUUCAUUUUCAGUAAUCAGAACCAAGUCAUCAUCAAGUCGGGUACUGCCACCCUCAAGUACUCUCCGGCCGUUUCUGUUCCUCCGGUGGAAAAUGGAGAGGUACGAGUUGAUAAAGGAAGUCGGCAGUGGAGGAUUUGGGACUGUCUCGCGUGCUAAAAACAAACAGACUGGUGAAGUUGUUGCAAUCAAAAAACUGAAGCAACCAUAUAAUUCAUGGGAGCAGUGCCUGAGUCUGCGAGAAGUCAAGUCAUUAAAGAAAAUGAAUCAUCCAAACAUUGUGAAGCUCAAGGAACUGAUCCAUGAAAACAAUAUGCUCUACUUUGUUUUCGAUUACAUGGAGUUCAACCUGUACCAGCUUAUGAAAGACAAGGAGAAGCCUUUCCCUGAAUCACAAGUCAAAAAAUGGUGCUUGGAAGUUUUUCAAGGCCUUGCUUAUAUGCAUCAGCGCGGAUAUUUUCAUCGCGAUCUCAAGCCGGAGAACUUGUUGGUCACCAAAGAUUUCAAGAUCAAGAUUGCCGAUCUUGGUCUUGCUCGGGAAAUCGAUUCCUAUUCACCCUAUACUGAAUAUGUGUCGACACGAUGGUACCGAGCUCCGGAGAUGUUGUUCCAGUUAGGUUUGUAUGGCCCUGAAGUUGAUAUGUGGGCAAUGGGUGCAAUCAUGGCCGAGUUGCUUAGUCUCCGCCCUCUAUUUCUUGGUACUAGUGAAGCAGAUCAAAUGUACAAGAUUUGCAGUGUUCUUGGGACCCCAACUGAGGAUUCAUGGGCCGAUGGGCUUCGUCUUGCACGAGAUAUCAGAUAUCAGUUUCCACAGUGUGGUGGUGUUCCUCUUUCUUCAAUUCUUCCAUCAGUUAGUGAUGAUGCAAUUAGUCUCAUUAGUUCGCUUUGUUCUUGGGACCCUUCGAAGCGGCCGACAGCUGCAGAGGCCCUCCGCCAUCCUUUCUUCCAGAGUUGCUAUUAUGUUCCUCCACAUCUUCGUUUUCACAAAUCAACAAAUCCUGGAGCAACAAGGAAAGCGUCGGGGCAGCAAAAGUAUCAGCCCCCUGGAAAGAGAGUCAAUCCUACUCUUUCCUUAGUGAACAAGAAAAGCUGUGCAUCGGCCGCCUCCCAUGAAAGCUGGAGUUCGAUGGAUUGGCGAGUCAAGAGAAUCAACCUUUAGGUUACCAAAAACUAAAAGCAUAACUAGUUUCUAAGUUUUACUUCAAGUGAACAAGUCUUGUAACUCUGUAAGUUGGCUAUACGUACUUGAGUGCGUUUUACCUUUGAUUCCUUGGCUUUGUUACCCUAGAAAUGUGAUACUAGUUGAUCAACAGAUUGAUACACCUCAUGUUCAUGGCUAAACUGUACAAUUAUGAAUGAGAUAGCUUU
Fragaria vesca subsp. vesca is the source of this 1426-nucleotide messenger RNA. Its product is annotated as cyclin-dependent kinase F-4-like. The transcript has a single exon. Gene Ontology annotation, biological process: intracellular signal transduction; protein phosphorylation. Bases 153 to 1217 code for a protein of 354 amino acids. The record is from RefSeq and is a predicted model, not a curated record. Gene Ontology annotation, cellular component: nucleus; cytoplasm. Gene Ontology annotation, molecular function: protein serine/threonine kinase activity; ATP binding. NCBI's taxonomy places the organism in Eukaryota, Viridiplantae, Streptophyta, Magnoliopsida, Rosales, Rosaceae.